AUGAAAUUCGACGACUACAGUUAUUUAGCCUUUAUGGCUAUAGUAAUAUUCGACGUGGCAACACUGUCGUUUUUUAUCUUCCUUUGGUCAAUAUAUCGCAACAGUAUAAUAUCGCUGGUACACGUCGGAUUUUCAACGAGAAGGCUGCGCCUAAAAAAGAUAAAAAACGAAGAAGAUAAGUUCUUCGACAGACACAAUUUUGAUGCAGUGAAACCGAAUAAGCUGUUUUUAAAAAAAGAAACGAAUGUGGAGUUUACAGCUAAAAAGUCGUUUAUGAGCGAAAAGUUUGAAGAUAGAUUGAGGCUCACAUCGUCGUCGAUUGAUAACUACGGGCUUUAUGUAAAGUUGCCGAAUCAGUCUAUCGGAACGGACGAUAUCCCAGGAGCCAGGAAGUUGGCGAAGAGCCUGUACAAGUUUAAGUCGAAGAGGUCGUGGUGGACGUAUCUGCUGUACGACUGCUCAAAAAGAAUAACGAACAACGAAGCAAUACUGUACCUGAAGUUCAUGGGACAGAACUGCAAAAUGAUGCUUAUGUGCCUGCUCUCGUCAGUGGUCAUCAACGUGUUGGUGUUCAUGGUGUUCCUGUUCCAGGGAGAGCCUGGAACGUUCCUGAGUUACACAUUCCACGACAUGCUGAACUGCAAGACGACGACGUGGGCACUUUACAUAAACACGUGGGUGUACUCAAUAAUAGCGGGUAAAAAACACAAGGAAAUACAGGGAAACAAACAAGUGUCAGCAAUACUGAGGCCGCAACUACACACAAUCAUGGUCUCAGGAUUCAGCAAGACAGUGACAGACCCAGCAGUAAUGUACAGACACUUCGACAACUACUUCCCAGGACAGGUGAUAUCAGUGCACCUAGUGAAGGACCAAGGGAGAAGACUACUGCUGGAAAAUAAGCUGGAGUGCCUGAAGAAGCAGCUGGCAGGACUGUACGACGCAGUCUCGGCGCCGCUGGGAACGCACUUCGUGCACAAGUCGCCAGAUACGAAGCAGUUUUCAGACGACACGAACGCGCCGAUGACGCAGAGAAUGCCGAGCUUCAGACGCUCGGCGAGUUGUCACGGGCUGAACAUAGGCCCGAAAUCGACAGAAGGCAUUAAUGUCAAGUCAUUUUCAUGCCACAACCUUCUGUGCCCACACGACAAGGAAACCUCAGAAGAAAGAAUACAGAACAUGGAAAGAGACAUAUACGAUCACUACGGAAACGUAAAGAGUAAACUCUUGAGGAGAAUGAUGGCAAUCAAAAGACUCAAGACGGACAUAGAGGAGGUAAACAGGCAGUAG
This is a messenger RNA of Theileria orientalis strain Shintoku, 1290 nucleotides long. RefSeq lists its product as hypothetical. The transcript has 4 exons. The coding region runs from base 1 to 1290 and encodes 429 amino acids. The record is from RefSeq and is a predicted model, not a curated record. NCBI's taxonomy places the organism in Eukaryota, Apicomplexa, Aconoidasida, Piroplasmida, Theileriidae.